AAAAUCAGUUAACUGCCGGCACUGGAGCAAGCCACUUGGUUAGCUCAACUUUUUGUUUACGCGCCCUUCGGAGAUACGUUUAUAUAUUAUAUUUACACAAUAUAAAUAUAACCCCGUAUAACGAGAGAAAAGAUGUCGAUGCACCAGCUGCUUCUAUACUCACUUUGCCUUUGGGCCGUUGUCGUGUUUUGUGCCCCAACUCCCAGUGAAUCCCGUCGCGUGAUCUUCCUGAAGCCGAAUGGCAUUCAUCGCGGCCAGAUCCUGGCCACCCAUGGCAUGGAGAAGUCCUGCCCCAAGUGCCACAUGCUGGAUCAUCGUGGCAAUUGCCGGCGCAUCAUAGCUUAUAAUGCAGAUGGCGUGCGCUGCUGAAGUGAUCUGAAGUGAAUCCAAUCAUCGAACGAAUCUCGCACUCUCUCAACAAACCCUAUUUAUUUAUCCUAUUUAUCUGCCUCGCACGCUAUACAUUUUAAUAAUAAUACAAAAUCCACCGUUU
Messenger RNA from Drosophila melanogaster (fruit fly), 493 nucleotides. RefSeq lists its product as uncharacterized. The transcript has 2 exons. Lineage: Eukaryota; Metazoa; Arthropoda; Insecta; Diptera; Drosophilidae. The coding region runs from base 139 to 369 and encodes 76 amino acids. The record is from RefSeq and is marked reviewed.